Molecule: messenger RNA, 2958 nt
Organism: Dermacentor silvarum
Lineage: Eukaryota; Metazoa; Arthropoda; Arachnida; Ixodida; Ixodidae
Exons: 2
Coding region: 277-609 (110 amino acids)
Source: RefSeq, a predicted model, not a curated record
CACUUCUUCGCAGCGGCAUCGCGCGGGAGGUGCGGCGGAGCUUUCGACACACACUCGGCCAGCGCGGAGUCCGCAGCGGCCCACGGACUUGGAAGCUCGGGCCCGGCCCGCGAACAGACGGCGUACGCGCUGCGAGGUGGGCAGCAUGGCUUGACUUUGGAGCGGUGGACUGUCAGCGAGUGGCAAACCCGUGCUUGACUCUUUGCCCCAGGACGCCAGCCGCUCGGAAGCGCUCCCGUCACGCAACCGCCGCGAGGCGCUCGUCCGGCGGUCGCCAUGUCCAGCUCAACGUACGCCUACUACCAGGAGGAGCCGCGGACGCCCAAGCGCUACUUCAACCUGGGCGUGCUGUCCUGCUGCCUCGGGGGACUGCUGUUCAGCGCGGGCAUAAUCCUGGUUGUGCUCGGUUCGUCGCCACAGGAGCCCGAGGCCCUGUGGAUCGCCGGCAUCGUCCUGCUGCUCGCCGGAGGACUGCUCUUCUUCCUCGGCAUCGGCUCCGUGGGCCUCUACCUGGCCAGAGAGGACCGGCGCAAGCGCGAGGCGGCCCGGGCGCGCACGCGCAACUACACCUCCAGCUUGCGCUCCAGCGACAUGGUGCUCGUCGAGUGAUGAGCGACUCGAACUGCAGCGGCUGCUUCGGAAGGCCGCGGUUUGCAUGUGUGCUCAACCAAGGGUGAUGCCAGUCUUGGGAACAGUGGCAGUCUGUUAACACGCCAGUGUAGUUGCCGGCUUGAUUGCGUCGCGUUUGGCCUAUAUGUCCCGCUGUCAGGUCUACGUCCUGUUACAGAAGAAAGAGACCCUGGCAUAAAUGCCGCCAGUUGGCGGGGAAAGUGGCCUAUAGGCACUUUAAAAAUGACAAAGAAUCAUAAAAGAAAGGACGACGUCGAGGCUGACGAGAUGUUAUCAGCUCCAUUAGGCUGUCCGUGCCGGGCACGUCUUUUUCUUUUUUUAUGACUACGAGGAACGCUAACGUCGGUUAUUUGUGCAGUAACACGUAGAGCCGACACCUGUCUUACGAUUCGAUUAAUUGAGGAAUAGAUACCGGAAGGGAAACGAUUACGAUUUUUAAACACUUGGACUCCAGGUCCAAAUCGAUUUUAUUCGCACGUAAUUGUUCCUGCCAGUUUUCUAGCAAAAGGUAAAAAAAUUAAGAAAUAAAAAUGAAGAAAUAGCUCUUAACACUGCCGAAAACAGACUGCAAAACACUUCCCUUAAUAAGUCGUCAUUUUUCUCUGGCAACGUAAAACCCUUUCUGGCUUCCAUUGAGCACGCGGUGCAAUUUGCAAGAAAAAAAAAAAAAAAAAAAACACCUACGUAUUGUAUAUGGGCAUGACGCACUCAGUGCCGUUUAUGGCCUCUGUGUAACUGAUUGUGGUGCACACAUGUGUAGCGCAUGUGUAGCACAGGGGAAGUUUUUAGUUUAAUGACAUUCACUAAGACUUCUCGAUGACCGUAUAUGAACUAUUGGUUUCUUCUAUGACAAAGCGCAGCUAAAAGGUAAAUAGACAGUUAGAGUGUAAGCCCCUAGGUUGUAACUUUAAUGACGAGAAACGAGUAUGACAGGAGCAGGGAGACUUUAAUCUCACUGCCAGAGCGUCUAUCACUGCGAUCUCUACGGAACAGUCUUUCUGUUUUAUAUUGAUAGUGUAAAUAUCCAGAUCAGCGCAUAAAUGUUAUCUGUAAUUGAAAUUUUUAGACGAAAUACGGAUAACAAUAAAGCUAGUCGCUAGUGCUAAACCUUGUUGACACCGUAAAUAUAACAUACGUCCUUAGCAGACACAAGCAGUUAAAAAUCGCAUGGCUGCUUUAUUCUUGUGUCAGUUAGGCUGCAGAAUGCGUAACAAGGAUCAGCACUUCUGUUAUAAUGCUAUCAACCGCGGAGAGACACGGCGCUAUAGCUUUUCUUCCACGCAUCGAGAUGUGUACAAUUGCUUACUGUUUCAUGUGCGAGAAUUGUCGGGUAAGGAUAAAUGUUACGUAAAUUACAGUGACUUGCACUUCAAGCAGCCAUGAAUGCGACAGUAACAUUUGGCUUCGCAAAUUCCCACUGUUCGCGAAGUGCAUGUGAUGCACUAAGUAUAUUCGUAUUCCUAUACAAAACAACGAAGACGUUAAAGUAAAUGAGAUAAUAAUCAAAUUAUCUAAUUUCACUGCGAGAAACAUUCUAGAGUACAGUCUGCACUUGUUCGAAGUCAGAUUAUGCAAACUCUGUAAGUGGAUCCAUCCAUUACGUCGAGCAGAUUUGUGCACCCAUACUUAUAUUCGUUGAUGUUCGUUUUGAGCAUCGUCUCGUUUUCACGUAUUUGCCGCAUCGUAUGCUCACAGGGGAGCAUUAAUGUGUGAUGUCGUUAUUCUAUGGAAGAUAUUAGAAUAGAAAGAAUCAUUUCAUAUUUAGAAGGCCUGAAAAGCGAGUGAUGGAGUGGAAAUGUCUCUGUGCCAUAUAAUUAGCGGGGCCUCAAACAGCAAGUUGCCAGUGCUGAUAAGCUCCAGCGAUUGUCAUUUCAUGUGCGCGUGCGUGUGUCAGGGUGGAUGAGGGAAGUAUGCGAGAAAACUGUUGCGCUUUACAAAUGCGCAAGCGUCUUGUUAUUGAUACGGUCUCAGGAUGGCGUGAACUGUAUUGUUAUACAGCUGCGAGUAUGUGCUGUGUUUUUUGUUGUUUUAGUGAUCCCUAUACGAGCCGAAAAGGAAGCUUUUAGUGACACAACAUUAAAAAAAGACGUUUGGCACUGUGUUUUUUGUUAAAGUGUCGUCUUCUAAGUUUACACGUGUUGCAAGUUGAGAGAGCAAACUUUGGUUGUCGCCGGAAAAGCGAAAAAAAAAAAAAAAAAGUGCCACAGCAACGGAUGCGUGCGUCUAUAGGCGUCGACGUCGCAGCUAAUGUCUAAUACGAAGCUUCGGCUUACGACUAAAGUAGGUCACUUUUUGUAUGAUGCUAAAUAAACGUGCGUUGACUAAUAA